Messenger RNA from Lathyrus oleraceus (garden pea), 519 nucleotides. RefSeq lists its product as uncharacterized. Lineage: Eukaryota; Viridiplantae; Streptophyta; Magnoliopsida; Fabales; Fabaceae. The transcript has a single exon. The record is from RefSeq and is a predicted model, not a curated record. The coding region runs from base 1 to 519 and encodes 172 amino acids.
AUGAUAGCUCAAAUAUAUGUUGAUGACAUUAUGUUUGGAGGGAUGUCAAACCAGAUGGUACAACAUUUUGUCAGGCAGAUGCAAUCUGAAUUUGAAAUGAGUCUUAUUGGAGAACUGGCAUACUUUCUUGGGCUCCAAGUCAAACAAAUGGAUGACAUUAUCUUCAUCUCUCAAAGCAAGUAUGCUAAGAGUAUAUUGAAGAAGUUUGGGAUGGAAAAUGCUAGUCAUCAAAGGAAACAUGCACCAACUCACUUGAAACUGACUAAAGAUGAAAAAGGUGUAAAUAUGGAUCAAAUUCUAUAUAGGAGUAUGAUUGGUAGUCUGUUGUAUCUUACAUCUAGCAUGCCUGACAUUAUAUUUGUUGUAGGAGUUUAUGAUAGAUAUCAGUCUGAACCCAAAAUGAGUCAUAUUACUCAAGUGAAAAGGAUCCUAAAGUACAUCAAUGGAACUAGUUACUAUGGAAUGUUGUUUUCUCAUAAUGCAAACUCCCUGCUUACAGGAUACUAUGAUGCAUAUUAG